This is a messenger RNA of Puntigrus tetrazona (Sumatra barb), 1893 nucleotides long. RefSeq names its product SLAM family member 5-like. The transcript has 6 exons. The record is from RefSeq and is a predicted model, not a curated record. The coding region runs from base 500 to 1474 and encodes 324 amino acids. Lineage: Eukaryota; Metazoa; Chordata; Actinopteri; Cypriniformes; Cyprinidae.
GUGUGCUGCGGUCAGUGUUCUCAGGUCUGGUGGACCCGCUGCAGUUUUCGGAUUUUUAAUUAAACACAUAAAUUUUUUUUAAAAUACUUAACAGAUGUUUACUUCAUCCUGAUUAGAAGCAAUUGCAAUUUACCUUUGUUAUAUCACAUUUAUAAAUGUCAGUGCUAUAACCUUGUUGCAUGGACUGAAGCACAAAACUAGUACUUAGACAAUCUUACAGACUCUCUCUCUCUCACACACACACACACACACACACACACUAAUAGCAGUCCCAGACAAUAAGCGGACUGAGCGAAGGUACACGGGAUCUAAAAUAUACAUACUUUUAUUAGCCCUGGGUGAAGUGUGUAGGGCUGUACGGUAAGAGAUUAUUCGCAGAAAAGAAGACAAAGCCAGAAAAAAAAAAUAGUAUAAUUUUCCUUUUGAUAAGACGUGAAAGAGGGUCCAACAGACCAACAGAACACAAUACGAGAUUCACACUUAGUUUCAGUGUGUGCGCAUGCACCGGGACCCUGGGAGGAUCAAACUCUGUCAAAAGAGGAUACACACACCAGACGAACUGGUUGAGUGUAUAAUGUUAAAGAAAAUGGUUCACUCGCUUUUGUUAUUUCUUUGCUGGUGGCGUUUGAUUGGCGUGUUUAGCGCCGAGACAAAUGAAACGCCGUCAGUGAUGGAGGGAGAUUCUGUUACUCUACACACUGGUGUUACCGAAAUACAUGAAGACGAUGAAAUAACGUGGAAUUUUGGAGCUGAAAAGUCUCUGAUAGCUGAAAUAAACAGAGCCUCUGGAAUCUUCUCCACAUAUGAUGUUCUUGAUGAGAGAUUCAGAGACAGACUGAAGCUGGACAAUCAAACUGGAUCUCUGACCAUCAUGAACAUCUCGACUCUACACGCUGGAGAUUAUCAAAUAGAAGUAAUUUCAGCUAAACUUUCGUCAAAAACAUUCAGUGUUUCUGUCUAUGGCAAUCUGCCCAUUCCUCACAUUACCAGAGAUUGUUCACAAACUAUUUCAUCAUCAGCACAGCAGAAUUGUUCAUUGUUGUGUUCGGUGGGGAACGUGGGUCAUGUGACUCUCUCCUGGUACAAAGGAAACAGUUUAUUGUCCAGCAUCAGUGUGUCUGAUCUCAGCAUCAGUCUCUCUCUACCUCUGGAGGUGGAAUAUCAGGAGAAAAACACCUACAGCUGUGUGAUCAACAACCCCAUCAGAAACCAGACCACACAUCUGAACAUCAGUCAGAUUCACUCAGAUCUAUCAACUAAAGAGCAAGGCCUACCGUUAUUUUACAUACUGAUCUCUGCAGCCGCGGCUGGAUCUCUGUUGAUCGUUGCUGUGACGUGCUGCAUCUGCAAGAACCGUAGAAAAACAGUCCAAACCCACGAAGAAGACUCUCAUUCAGCGUCGUGUAAACCCAAAACUCACAAAAAGAAAUUAAAGUCAGACGCUGUGUAUGAAAAUGUCCCCAAAAAACGCUGAUCAAAUACAGUAUCUGCUGGGACCCAUGAUAGAGCUCAUGCAGGACGCUGCCUCAUAUUUUGCUUUUGUUCGCAUUUAUUCUCUGCCCAGAUGUCUCUGUUUAAUUUUGCCUCUUUGUGUCACAUCUUGUAAAUUCAUCUAAUAUGUUUUUGCUCUCUUAAGUUGUUAUUGUGAUAUGUGAAACAUUCUUGCUUUAUUUUGAGGCCUCACAAAUAGCACAGGAACUCAAAUAAUGUUCAAUUAAUUGCAGUUUCCUUCUUGAAAUGCAUUUCAGUGUGCCAUUUUGUGUCUCAUAUAUGCCUCUUGAUUUAUUUUUUAAAAUUUGAUAAUUUUACAUUAAGUGCAUUCGUGGUUUACAGUAUCCCCAAACACAACAAGAUCGGCUGGACGUCACUUUGAACAAUAACAAAGCUACUUAA